Messenger RNA from Coffea eugenioides, 3538 nucleotides. Its product is annotated as protein TIC110, chloroplastic. Bases 198 to 3269 code for a protein of 1023 amino acids. The record is from RefSeq and is a predicted model, not a curated record. Gene Ontology annotation, cellular component: TOC-TIC supercomplex I. NCBI's taxonomy places the organism in Eukaryota, Viridiplantae, Streptophyta, Magnoliopsida, Gentianales, Rubiaceae. The transcript has 15 exons. Gene Ontology annotation, biological process: protein import into chloroplast stroma.
CCAAUCCCUCACCUAUCUUCUCCCCGCUGCUUUCUGACAAAACAUUCUUUAAACCCUAUAAAACCCCACUGCCACCAUUUUGCUAACCCCUGCCUUCCAACACUCAGUUCCCUUUCUCUCUUCCCAACCCUCCACCACCAACAAGUAGAGGAAAAAGAGAAAGAAAAAAGACAUCUUUUUUCUUAUUUUAACCAAAAAUGAACACAUCCAUUUUCCUCACAGCUAGCCCAUCCGUUGCCCAACCGAAAGUACUCUUCUCCCCGUUUCUUCCCCCAAACCCGCUCCGCCUUUCCACCACACUAGCUUACCACCAGAGCCAUCGCCGCCGCCGUUACCGUAUAUCCACAAUCCGCUCCGCCAGCAUACCCACCUCACUGUCCGCGUCAUCAUCUUCGGACCAGCCCAUCAAGGCCAUUAAACCGGAUGUAUUUGGGGGAAAGAAAGAGCUCACGGGCUUCCAAGCCCUGGUGGAUGCAAUGUCGCCGACUGUGAGAAUUGCAAGCUCAGCCCUUAUAUUUGCUGGUGCUAUUGCUGCUGGAUAUGGACUUGGGUCCAAGUUUGGUGGGUCCCGCAACGUGGCCAUGGGUGGGGCCGUGGCUCUUGGCACUGCCGGCGCUGGAGUGGCCUACGCAUUGAAUUCUUGCGUUCCUGAAGUUGCUGCUGUCAAUUUGCAUAAUUAUGUGGCUGAUUUUGAUGACCCUGCUGCCUUGAACAAGGAAGAUAUUGAAGCAAUAGCAAAUAGAUAUGGUAUUAGCAAACAAAAUGAAGCCUUCAAUGCAGAGCUUUGUGAUAUAUAUUGCAGAUAUUUAUCUUCCAUCCUUCCUCCGGGAAAUGAAGAUCUCAAAGGUGAUGAAGUUGAGACAAUCAUCAAGUUUAAGAAUGCAUUGGGUAUCGAUGAUCCAGAUGCAGCAGCUAUGCACAUGGAGAUUGGUAGGCGAAUUUUCAGACAAAGGCUUGAAACUGGAGACCGUGAUGCUGAUCUGGAGCAGCGUCGGGCAUUUCAGAAGUUGAUAUAUGUUUCAACUCUUGUGUUUGGGGAGGCAUCUUCUUUCCUUUUACCUUGGAAACGAGUUUUCAAAGUCACUGAUGCACAGGUUGAACUUGCUGUUAGAGACAAUGCACAGCGGUUGUAUGGCUUCAAGGUUAAAUCAAUUGGUCAAGAUGUUAAUGUUGACCAGCUGGUUGGCCUCAGAGAAGCACAGCUUGCGUAUCGGCUUUCAGAUGAGCUUGCUGAGGAUAUGUUUAAAGAGCUUACAAGGAAGCUUGUAGAGGAGAAUAUAUCAACUGCUCUUAACAUAUUAAAAUCCAGGACAAGAGCAUUGGAAGCAACUCGUAUUGUUGAAGAGCUCAAUAAGGUGCUGAAAUUUAAUAAUUUGCUUAUUUCGCUGAAGAACCAUCCUGAAGCCAACCGUUUUGCUCGGGGAGUUGGGCCAGUUUCUUUGUUAGGUGGGGAGUAUGACUCUGACAGAAAAAUAGAUGACCUAAAGCUCCUAUACAGAGCCUAUGUCUGGGACUCAUUAUCAAGCGGUCGGAUGGAAGAAGAUAAGCUCACUGCACUGAACCAGUUGAGGAAUAUUUUCGGUUUAGGUAUGCGAGAAGCAGAAUCCAUUAAACUGGAGGUUACCUCAAAAGUGUAUCGCAGGCAACUUGCUCAAGCUGUAUCUAGUGGUGAUUUAGCUGCUGCUGAUAGUAAAGCAGCUUAUCUUCAGAACCUCUGUGAAGAGUUGCAGUUUGCUGCGGAGAAGGCUGUUGAGAUCCAUGAAGAAAUCUACCGGCAAAAGCUUCAGCAAGCUGUAGCUGAUGGAGCACUAAGUGACGAGGAUGUUAAAGUGUUGGAAAAGUUACAGAUUAUGUUCUGCAUUCCAAGGGAAACAGUUGAAGCAGCUCAUGCAGACAUCUGUGGUAGCUUAUUUGAGAAGGUUGUUAAGGAAGCAAUUGCCGCUGGAGUCGAUGGAUAUGAUGCUGAAAUCAAGAAAUCCGUGAGAAAGGCUGCAUUUGGUUUACGCUUAACUAGAGAGGUUGCUAUGAAUAUAGCUAGCAAGGCAGUCCGUAAGAUCUUUAUUAGUUACAUCCAAAGAGCACGAGCAGCUGGUAGCCGAACGGAAUCUGCAAAAGAGCUCAAAAAGAUGAUUGCUUUCAACAGCUUGGUUGUGACAGAAUUAGUGGCAGAUAUUAAAGGCGAGUCAUCUGAUACUCCACCUGCAGAGCCCCCUGUGGAAAAGGAAGAAAAAGUGGUUGAUGAGGGCGAGGAUGAGGAAUGGGAGUUGUUGCAGUCACUUAGGAAAGUAAGACCUGGUAAAGAAAGUUUGGCAAAGAAAGGCCAGACAGAGAUAAACCUUAAAGAUGACCUACCAGAAAGGGACAGAACUGAUCUUUACAAGACAUAUCUGCUUUAUUGUAUAACUGGAGAAGUGACCAAUAUCCCUCUGGGUACCCAAUUCACCACAAAGAAGGAUGAUUCUGAAUAUGUAUUGCUGAACCAACUGGGAGGCAUACUUGGCUUGACUUCUAAGGAGAUUGUUGAAGUACAUAGAAGCUUAGCGGAGCAGGCCUUUAAGCAAAAAGCAGAGGUGAUUUUAGCAGAUGGACAAUUGACAAAAGCCCGAAUUGAGCAGCUCAACGAGUUGCAGAAGGAUGUUGGCCUGCCGCCUCAGUAUGCACAAAAGAUUAUUAAGGGCAUUACAACAACUAAAAUGGCAGCAGCUCUCGAAACAGCUGUUGCACAGGGGAGGCUUAGCAUAAAGGAAAUUAGGGAACUGAGAGAGGCUGGUGUUGAAUUGGAUACCAUGAUUUCUGAGAGCUUAAGAGAGAAUCUUUUCAAAAAAACUGUAGAUAGUAUUUUCUCAUCCGGUACUGGAGAGUUUGAUGAAGAGGAAGUGUAUGAGAAAAUUCCUAAAGAUCUAAACAUCAAUGUGGAGAAAGCUAAACGAGUUGUUCACGAUCUUGCACGGAGUAGAUUGUCAAAUUCACUUAUUCAAGCCGUGGCACUUCUUCGACAGAGAAAUCAUACUGGGGUGGCAUCCUCACUGAACGACUUGUUAGCCUGUGACAAGGCUGUUCCUUCUACCUCAUUAACAUGGGAGGUACCAGAGGAAUUGGCUGAUCUGUACGUCAUAUACCUGAAAAAUGAUCCAGCACCAGAAAAGUUGUCCAGAUUACAGUAUCUACUGAACAUAAGUGAUUCAACAGCAGAAGCUUUACAAGCAAUGAAGGAUAGAGCACUGCCAAAUGGAAAUGCUGCUGCUGGUGAGGAAGAGUUUGUAUUUUGAAGGGUCCAACCACGUUAGGUUGUGACCCUGAUUGAGUCACAUUAUUUCGCCCCUUUUUCCUUGUAGAUGGAAAGGAAAAGAUCACGAUUUUGUUUGCCCAUUAAUGGGUUAUAGGCUCGUAGUAAUUUCUUGGCUCGAGUUGAAAAUGGUUUGGGUUUGAAAUGAAAAGAAAAAGAAGAGCCUCAGCAUGCACUUGUCAAAUAUCCUCACCUUUUUUUUUUGGGGUUUCCCCUCUGUAAAUUAUAUAUUAUGACAAAUUUUUGGUAUGA